Molecule: messenger RNA, 1005 nt
Organism: Cercopithifilaria johnstoni
Lineage: Eukaryota; Metazoa; Nematoda; Chromadorea; Rhabditida; Onchocercidae
Source: the annotation of a GenBank genome assembly
AUGGUUUGUGGUUUAAGGGAUGAAGAGAAAGGAAAGGUCGAAGAUGACAAUGAGACAGAAGAUAUCAAUGAUGAUUUAUCGUAUAUAAAUUGUGGCCUUCUGGUACCCUCUUCAAUCUUUGCUGCAAUUAGCCUGGCAGCAAUUUUAAUAGGAUCAGCUCUAGGACAUUUUUAUGAUAUUAAACGAAGUGAAGAUGGAACGAUGCCAUCUUGGCUAUUUUCAUCAGGCUGGUAUCCAAAAUACUGUAUGAAUUUUACAUCAACAAUGAUACCCAUUUCAUAUCUACCAUCAAUGCUUCGAUUAUUUGAGCUUACCGUACAAGCAAAUGUAUCAUUUCGUAUAGCAACCUGUAUUCCAACUUCACUUCGAUUAUUUCAAAGUUACUUAAAUGCAAUUGCUAAUGCACAUUUUUGUCCUAAUACCAAGGAAUGGUUAUGGUAUCGUUGGUGUAAUGGUGCUACUCCUAUUUUACUUUUACUUGAAAUUACCUUUUGUACUCUUUUCUCGAUUAAUACCAUUCGUCAAGAUUAUCAAAUUUUAUGUAAGAUAACAUUUAAUUUAUUUAUAAUCAGCGCCAUGUUGCAUAUGAUCGUAUAUACUACAGUAACAAUUUGUCGAAAUCGAAAAUUUGAGACGAUCGAUCAGAUAUCUGUGAUAAUAAAAUUGUUAUCUUUAAUUGCAUUUGGUAUAGUAACUCCAAAGGUGGCUAUUUUUCACAAUAUAUUUAUCGAUUCACCAGCAUGUCACUACUACGUGCCACCUUAUUAUGCAUUAUGCGAAUACAUACUAAUUAUUUCUAACGCUUUGUUCCAUCUAACAUUGAUCAGCGAUACACGCAAUAUGAGGUUUCUUAUGUAUCCACGUACAUGUUCAGGUGAAUGCGAACCAAUAAAUCCUGAAAAUUUUCAAAAAGGAGGCAAAUUUGAAUACUGUCGUUCACAGUAUCAUAUUAAUAAAAAACGGCAAAUAAGUAAUAGUAUUGAAAUGAAGGAAACUGUAUUUUGA